AGGCCAGGCGCUUCCUGGAAGCGGAGCCCGGGCGCAACCGGCGGCGCGUCUCGGAGCGGCACUGCCCGCGGCGGAGAGGGCAUCGGCUGCCGCGCUCUGCACGCGGCUCUGCAGCUCCGGUCGGUCGGCCGGCCGGCCGGCCAGCCCAGCAACCUGCGGGCGCAGCGCUCCGGGGUCCGGCGGCCGGGCCGGGCCAAAAGUUUCGCCACCCUGGCCGGGUCGAGGAUGUCCUCGUCGUCCUCGGAGGAGUGCCGCUCGCCGGUGGGGCUGGACUGCUGCAGCUGCUGCCUCGACCUGGCCAACCGCAGCGGCCUGGAGGAGGGCCCCCUGGGCUGCAACAACAACCCGGGCAGCCCCGGCGCCAGCCCCUUCCAGCAGCUGCGGGAGCAGCUGGUGUGCGAGAACCUCAACGCCGACAAGCUGAGCCGCAUCAUGCGCCAGGACUCCCUGGAGCCGGUGCUGCGGGACCCCUGCUACCUCCUCAACCAGGGCAUCUGCAACCGCAACAUCGACCAGACGCUGCUCUCCAUCCUGCUCUUCUUCCACAGUGCGUCGGGGGCCAGCGUGGUCGCUAUCGACAACAAGAUCGAGCAGGCAAUGGAUCUAGUCAAGAACCACCUAAUGUAUGCAGUGAGGGAGGAGGUGGAGGUACUGAAAGAGCAGAUCAAAGAGCUGGUGGAGAAGAACUCCCAGCUGGAGCGAGAGAACAGUCUCCUGAAGAACCUGGCCAGCCCGGAGCAGCUGCAGAAGUUCCAAUCCCGGCUGCCGCUGGAGGUGCCCGCGCCAACGCCUGAAAAGCAGAGCCGAGGAGCAGCUGCCCCGGCCCAGCACACUGGGGGUUCUGCGGUGUAAGGUGGCUCUGUCCUUGGGGUGGGCAGAGCCACGGAACAUUUUCUACUUAAUCUCCUCCUGAGUGGUUUCCUUAUCUCUCUUUUGGAGGAUUCUGGCUGGGCGAAAGCUGCUGCUGGAAUGAUGCCCCGAAGGGGGCUGGUUAAAUUCCUGGCGGGCUGACUUGGGUUGGCCAGAGACUGUCUCCUGAAGUCAGGCGUGCAAGGGAGGGGAGCCCUGCACCACCAGGCGGCCCUGCCUGAAGGAGCUGCCGGCUUACCAUCCGUCCCUCCCUGCUCACAACCUUCUGAAGAGGACUAUGUGCUGGAGGAAAGGACCUCCUGGCCACUGGCACAAGACUGUUACUUGGAGGAAGGCAGCUAUUUAAAAAA
Gekko japonicus is the source of this 1220-nucleotide messenger RNA. RefSeq names its product TSC22 domain family member 3 (gene TSC22D3). The record is from RefSeq and is a predicted model, not a curated record. Bases 226 to 852 code for a protein of 208 amino acids. Gene Ontology annotation, biological process: regulation of transcription by RNA polymerase II. NCBI's taxonomy places the organism in Eukaryota, Metazoa, Chordata, Lepidosauria, Squamata, Gekkonidae. The transcript has 3 exons.